GGCACCUGUCAAUCACCUGCGGCUGUUGAAGUCGGCGGACGCGUGCGCGGAGCGCGCUCCCGCGGCACACGCUGGGACCGGCUGCGCGGCGAGUGCGGCGGCGGCGGCGGCAGCGGCAGCAGUGGUUCACCCUCGGAAUUGUGAAGACGUUUCCAUGGAGUCUUAUGUUGGUGCUAUUCAAGACAAACAAACGCAGCGAGAUUAUGGAAUCCAAAUCAGGUUUAUUCAAGACUCUCAAGAAGAAGCAGCAAGGGCGCAAAAACAUCAGGCUGGUGUUAACAAAGCAGGGUCUUACGGAGUCAGCAUUAGGGUGCAGGGAAUCGAUGGGCAGCCGUACGUUGUGCUAAACAGCAGCCAGGAUGGACAUAUGCAAAUGUAUGAGCCUCCUGAGAAUGGUUGCUUCAAUCCCACUGUGUCUCAAGAUGGUUUUAAACCGUAUUCUGGAUCUUACGCAAGAGAGCAGCGAAACACGCUCUCCACUAAUGGUCAUUUCACCUUUCCAGAAGGUCAACACUUCAAUUUGCUGAAGCCUUCUCCUUAUCCACAGUUGCUGAGAACACAGACCUCCAAGGUCAAGGAUGACGACAGCCAUGUGAAAGCAAGCAAUUUGCUGAAUUUCCAAAAACACCCUGAAAUUCUAAAGCCAUACAACCCUGAAAAGAGUGUCCUGAAGCAGUCUGGUUGGCAAAGUCUGACCAGUAGCAAGAGCUCUGAGAAGAAUAUUGACAGUUCUCUACAUCAUUUGCCCAAAUCAGAAUUUCCAAGGAAAUUAGAUGUUAGAUCGUCAAGCUCAAUUAAAUCCAGUGAUGAGAAAAAUAAUAUCGGUAAAGCUACGACAGUAGGUGAUCCAACCAAGAAAAUGGUAGGGCCCAUCAGCAGAAAGAUGGAAACGGGGAACAGCAAGAAAAAAUGUCAGAACGGUGCCAGUCCUGGUUCGGAAGAUUCCCGGACAACGCGGCCAGAUUUGCUCCCUUUGCGCCAGCCAGGUUCCAGCGGAAGAGGUUUUGGGGCUCCUGCCUUGUGUCGGUCUUCUUCAACUCCAACCUCGGCCGGUUCAGACAAGUUACCGCCUCCCAACAAGUUAUGGGUGGAUGACCCUGACGAAGAACUUUCUGCUGAAAAUAUAAACCGGCAUGAGAACAGGAGGUACAUUCCCUUCUUCCCAGGUACUGGUCGUGACAUUGACUCCGACCAUAUCCCUGGGGUCGAUGAGUUGAUUGAUAAAUUUGAUGGUAAAGAGAGGCACCAUCGACGAGGUAGGUCAGCAAGGAGAAACCGGAUUGAUCCAGAAGAUCGAAAACGAUCACGAAGUGUCGAUAGUGUUUUCCCUCCUAGGUCUCCAGAUAACUUUGCUCAUGCUGAUAGGAAGGUUGGAAUAACAAAUGAACACUUGCUGAGACCAUCACAACUGCACCGACAAAAUGCGAUAUCUCAAAGCCCUUCUCCGAGUGAGAAUCUGCCUGCCGCUAUCGUUGUCUCUACUGGUAGUCUUGGUCGGUAUCCAACGCAACCUGCAGUCGGUCAGGGAAACUUGAAGAGUGGGUUGGUCAAGAGUCCAAGUCAGACUGAAGUGGAUGGAGGAGCAACUUGUGAGCCCAGGGGGAGAAGUGUGAUUAAAUCUUCUACGCUCCCUGUAGGGGCAAUCAACAAGCCUGAAGCCAAAAGGGAGGAAACAGCAUCUGUUACACAAAUAAAGUCAUGCAAAACAACCCCGUCCUUCCUGGGGAUCAGUAAAAAGGGUUUGGAACAUCAGACAAGCCAAAAUGCCUGUGAUGAUGAUGCGCCGGUAACUCCUGACCUUUUGAAAGACCAACAAACGAACGAAGAGACAGCAAAACAGAUCCUUUACAACUAUCUGAAAGUGGGGAGCCAGGAUGAUGAUGCCACAAAAAAGAAAGUCAAUUUGGUAUUUGAGAAAAUCCAGACCUUAAAAUCAAAGAAUGCAGUCAGUCUGGAAGAGCAAAGGGACAAAAAGGAUGAUACUUCAUCUGAAUUCCAAGCCCUACUGGAGGAGAAAAAUGCGCUUGAAAAGAAUGUGGUUGCAAGUGAGAAGAAAGCAAAAGAACUGCAAAGGAAACUGGAUGAAGUGAUGAUGGUACAACAGAAUGAUAGAGAACAAAAAGAUCGGAGCAAAGACAAUCUCAAAAACCUGCAGCAAGAAAUGGAAGAGAAUUUAGAAGAAAAUAAUCGUCUACGGGAGCAGCUAGCAAAAAGUGAUAAAGAGCUUCGAAACCAGCUUGAAGAAUUGGUGCAAGUGAAGAUGGAGAGAGAGCAGUACCAGAGUGAAAUCAGAGACUUGCAGGAUCAGCUCUCAGAAAUGCACGAUGAGCUCGAUCGCGCGAAGUUCACUGGUGACAAUGAGGAGGAAAAAGAGACUCUGAUAAUGGAAAUGAUUGAAACAAAACAGCAGUUGGAAGAGGUGCUGAUAGCUAAGGAAGAUCAGCAGGAGAUGUUGAGGCGUAGGGAAAGAGAGCUGACAGCCCUUCGAGGUGUUCUGAAAGAGGAGGUGUCAAACCAUGACCGGGAGACGGAAGAGCUUAAAGAACAGCAUGAAAAGGAGAAACAGAAACUGAAGAAAAAUAUUGAGGAUCUAGUGCAGAGCAAAAGUAAACUGGAGCAAGGAAAUAUUGAAACCAAGCAAGCAAAGACCAUAGCAGAGGAUCAAGUGAGGCGCCUCAUGGAUGAAGUAGAGAAGUUGAAAAGGAAAGUUGUCAAACUACAAGCUGAGAUUGGUGAACGCGAUCAAAUAAUUGAUAACAUGAAGGAAGAAGAGAACAGACAGAAGGAUAAACUUGCACGACUGGAGCAAGAGAAGAAGCAACUGGAAUCGGCCUUGAGGGAAGUUGGAGAUCAGGAACAGGAUGUCUCGAUUGCAAAAAGAGCUUUGGAAAGUCGGCUGGAAGAUGUCCAGAGAAACUUCAACAAGAGAUCACAGGAGUAUCAGGAAUUAAAUGAAAGAUUUCAGACAGAGACCGUUCAGAAGGACCUUCUAAAGAAAAUGAAGAAUGAAAUGGAGGAUGAGAAAAGGCAGUUGGAGAAGAUGGUUGAAAAGCUUCAGAAGGAGAUGGCUGAGAUGAUUAAGGACUCUCAGAGGUCGAGCCUUGAUCUGCGGAAGGAACUUGAUGAGUGCAAGGAAAAGAGCCGCAGUCAGCUGACCGCUCUGCAGCAGCAGCUGAAAACUAAAGGCCUGGAGGCUGAGAAAUCUCAGAUAAUAACCAAGAAACUGCAGGAUGAGAUACGGCACCUGCGAGAGCAGUUGGAAGAGUGUUACCGAGAGCGAGAUGAAGCGUUUCUGAAGAGCCAGCAGCUGAAGCAGAACAUCAGCGACCUGGAGCGCGACCUUGAAAGUAAAACGCAUUGUGUCGACGAUCGAGUGCGACAGGUCAAGCAAAUGGAGGAUAAACUGGCGGAUUUGGAGAUGGAGCUGGAUGAGGAGAGAAACAAUUCAGACCUCCUGACAGAUCGCAUCAAUAGAGACAGAGAGCAGAUUGAGCAGAUGCGAAAUGAGCUUUUCCAGGAAAGAGCUACAAGACAAGAUCUGGAGUGUGACAAGAUCUCAUUAGAGAGACAGCACAAGGAUCUAAAGAGCAGAAUCGCGUACCUGGAAGGUUCUCAGAAACAGAAUAAGGAAGGAAUUGUUACUCAGCUAGAAGCAAGAAUCCAGGAACUGGAAGAACGUCUUGAAGAUGAGGAGAGGGAAAGAUCUGCUCUGCAACUGAACAAUCGUAAACUUGAAAGAAAGACCAAGGAGUUAAUGCUGCAAAUAGAUGAUGAACAUCUUCAUCUGACGGACCAGAAGGACCAGUUGAAUCUACGAUUGAAAGCAUUGAAAAGACAAGUGGAUGAAGCAGAGGAAGAAAUAGAUCGCCUGGAAAAUGCAAAACGAAAAGUACAGAGAGAGCUGGAGGAACAAGUAGAAGCCAAUGAAGAACUCCAAAGACAAAUGAAUUCAUUAAAGAAAGAUCUCAGACGUAAAAAUUCAGUGGCAAAGGUUUCAUCCUCGAUCCUAAAUGAUUAUGAAAAUGAUUACAGUACAGAUGAAGACAGUAUCUAUGACACAGACUUUAAACCAUCGAGGGAAGGUAAUCUGUAGGCCCACACCUAAACUGGAGCUGAAUCAUGAGAUGAAGGGAAGAAGGAAUGUAAUGGGUUAAUUAAUAUAUCUUUCAAAAAAUGACAUAAUUAACUGUACCUGAUGCUACAUGUUUCUAAGUUUUAGUAAUGAAACCCUUAAUGAUACUGUAUGAUGUGAAAGUAUCUUUGAUGUAUACCUUCUCUGCUGCCUCGCUGUGUAACGUGCUGGGUUUGAAUAUUUGGAGCCAUUUGAGGAAUUAACAGAAGGCCAUAUUUUCCUGCUCAUCCAUUUUGAAGACAAGUUAAAAUCUUAACUUUUUUAAAAUAAGCAAGAGGUUAGAUUUUAAUGUGUCUGCAGGUUGUAAAUAACAUUAAACUACAGAGAUUUCCUAUCUUUAUAAUUUAAACUGCUACAGUGCCAAUAAUACCUGUGGUUUCUCAGCUAGGUUUUGUGUUCUGAGACACUUCGAUAAAAUAAUCACCUUUGAUUACUUCUGCAAUAAAAUUAAGUGUAUUGGUUGCUGGUUGCACACUAGGUACCAUCAAUUUCUACACUUCUACUUCUGUGUGUGUGUGUGUGUGUGUGUGUGUGGGGUCUGGGGUCAUGUCUGUGUAAAUGUGUGUUUGUGUGCUCAUGCCUGUGUGUGUGUGUGUUUGGUCAUGUCUGUGUCAAUAUGCCUGAGUGUGCAUAUGUGUGUGUAUGGGUGUGUUUCACUAUCUACCACUGUGGUGAAGAGCUUGGAAUUAGCGGAGAAUUUGCCCCCAAGGACAAGAUUAAAAAUGAGAGACCCUCCCCCUCCAAUGGAACCAUGUUGGGGACUGUGGUGCCUGAAUUGCUCACUGGUCAUUGGCUGGUAUCUUAAUGAGGGUGCAUGCCUCAAAUUCUAUUGGUCAUUUCAAAUAACACCUCCACACCCCCUCCCCACAGAAAAACAGGGGUCAAAUGGAAGAUUGAAAUGUUCAAAGUCGGAGACCUCCAUCCAUCUCGCUCACCUCCUGCUUUAAUGGAGGUGCAGGGUGAAGGGUAGCAAACCAGUUCCAUUUCAGGAGGUGAGCCGGUUGUUGAAGGUCCCGGUGGAGGCUGCAUGCUUUUGACAGGGUUUCCGUUCUUUUGACGUAGUUUGUGUUUUUGGGUUGCCUGAGUCUCGGGAGACCCAGCGGGAAUACGGCUGUCCCCAACUAGUGUCUUUUCAGCUGGGCUUCUGAGCUAGAGCAGGCCCAAUAAACAGCCCUACAGAAAGCAGGCCCCACCCUCUCCGUCCCCCGCAGUCUCCCCGUUCCACAGCUCGUCAUACAGCUGUGCCCCGCUGACAUCCAUUAAAUCCCAGCAGAUUCCACCCCUUGCCCCACAGCCACCGGCUCUAUAACCCCAGCUCCUACGGACCCUCGACUGUGACCUUCUCUCUGCAGAUGAUUUUACCGUUCACCAGGUAGCCGCCCCUGUCAAUAAAGCUGGCUUCCAAGUGGGGAACCUGAAGGUCAUGAGUUAAAAUUGUGUGGCAUCUGGAGAAACCUGCCUGUCUGAGUGUGCUGACAGUGUCUCCUUCACCUCUCUCAUCUCUGUACCCCAUGUCUCCCACCACCCCCAACAAGGUGGCUCUUUUGUUUCUGUUCCAGAUUUAACUCUGGUCAGGUUUCCUCUGGUUUGUGACAUUGAGUUGGCUGGAGAGAGGUGAGAACGAUUUUGCAGCACAUUAACACCGUUCCAACACUGCUGGUGAUGCUUGGAGUGUUUCCCAUUCAUCCUCGCACAAUCCCCUCCCCCAGUUCUUUCCCUCAAGCCACAGCUACUGCUUUCCUUGAGUGCAUUGGGCCGUACCCACAUUGUGUGACUGACCACAGCCGUGCCUGGCAUUGCAGACCAACCUUCUAAGGACCUUUCAAUCAGCCUGGGAAACAGCUCUGUUGAUGGAUCCACAGGACCAGCAGGGAAUGUGAACCUCUGGCUUCCCAAUCAUCCCACUGCCUCCCCUCGAUCUCCUUCACCAUCAGGGUCAGACUACCUGUGAUAGGGAUAAGGAUGAAGGCCCCUUUGCUGUGAAUAGGUGCCCCGGAAUGUCGUCGUCUUGUGGAGGAGAAGAGAGUCAGAGAAAAAAAGGAAUUCGAUAUCUUUGGUAAAUAGUUUGACAGCAUGUUCACUUCCUUCCACGUGUAAUUAAAAUUAACCUCAUUCAAAAAUCAGAAGAAAUUUACAUUUAUUUUCAACAAUAGUUUUGCUGUUGCAGGUCCCUUAAAUUGUGCCUGUACUUUUUCACAGCAGGGUGCCUUCUACUGAAUAUUUCUUUUUAUCACUAUAAUGUAUUGACAAAAUAUCAAAAAUGCCAUUGUUUAAGUAUUUUAUAAAGUGUGGACUAGAGCUGACAUCACUUGUGUUUCUCUUAAUGAUAAACCAGUUAUUCAAAAUAGUUCUGCCUUUCAACAUUUUAUUAAAUAUGAAAGUUACACAAUACUAUUUUAAUACUUCCCAUUUUGGUUUGGAUAACAAUGAAAUUUUAUAAAUAUUGUAUAAAAAAGGUUUUGCUAAGCUGAUUUUUAUUACUCAUGUAAUGUAUAAUAGAAACUAGAUUAAAUGCACAUUGAGAGUGACAAUCAAUAAAGUGCAAUAUAUCUGCAAGCAUUUAACAUGAUUUAUUGUGUUAGGAAUAUAUGGAGAGUUGUAUUUGGAUGUCUUAAACUCCAGCACUGCUAAAAGUCUUAUUUUAAAUCACUACAUUUAAUCGUUUGUCCUUUGGGCAUUAGAAUUGGCUGUUGUUUUUAAACUCUGAAGCUACCUCCAUGCAGAUAAAGCUGUAAGACACCACUUACUACAAAUAAAGUUUUAAAAACAUUCUUAA
This is a messenger RNA of Pristis pectinata (smalltooth sawfish), 6908 nucleotides long. RefSeq names its product cingulin-like 1 (gene cgnl1). NCBI's taxonomy places the organism in Eukaryota, Metazoa, Chordata, Chondrichthyes, Rhinopristiformes, Pristidae. Gene Ontology annotation, cellular component: myosin complex. The record is from RefSeq and is a predicted model, not a curated record. The transcript has 19 exons. Bases 155 to 4093 code for a protein of 1312 amino acids.